UAUUAGAAGAAAAGUAGAAGUGUGAAGAUUAUGGCAAAAAAUACCAAUAUGCGGUGGAAGCUGCCACUUAUCUGCAUUACAUUUGAGAUUGCCAUGAUUGUCCUUUUUGGAAUUUUUGUACGUUAUGAUAUACAAUCUGAUCCAUUAUGGAAAAAAUACAUGCAGGAUAAGGGCAUCAGCAGCGAUAAUGAAAAUGAUUUUUACUAUAGAUACCCAAGUUUUCAAGAUGUCCAUGUCAUGAUCUUUGUUGGCUUUGGCUUCCUGAUGACCUUUCUGAAAUUAUAUGGCUUUGGCAGUGUUGCGUUCAACUUUUUGCUUGCUGCUUUUGGAGUACAAUGGGCUAUUCUAAUGCAGGGUUGGUUUCAUACCUUUGAAGGUGGCAAGAUUCACGUCAGUGUAACAAGCCUCAUCAAUGCUGAUUUCUGUGUGGGAUCUGUGUGCAUUGCCUUUGGCGGAGUUCUGGGGAAAGUCAGCCCUGUACAAGUAAUGCUGAUGACCUUGUUCCAAGUGACACUCUUUUCAGUGAAUGAGUAUAUCCUUCUUGACAAGCUCCAUGUUAUUGAUGCUGGUGGUUCUAUGACUAUCCACACAUUUGGGGCAUAUUUUGGAUUGACAGUGGCCUGGAUCCUAAAGCGUCCAAAAUUAAGCCAAAAUAACAACAAGGAAGGAUCAGUGUACAGCUCUGAUAUCUUUGCUAUGAUUGGAACGUUGUUUUUGUGGAUGUACUGGCCCAGCUUUAAUUCAGCUGUCUCCAAUCAUGGCGAUGCUCAGCACAGAGCUGCUAUUAAUACAUAUUGUUCCCUGGCUUCCUGUGUUCUCACGACUGUUGCCAUCUCCAGUGUAGUCAGCAAAAAGGGUAAAAUCGAAAUGGUUCACAUUCAGAAUGCAACCCUGGCUGGAGGAGUGGCAGUUGGGACAGCUGCAGAAAUGGCACUUACUCCAUAUGGAUCACUGAUAGUUGGAUUCAUAUGUGGAAUUGUUUCUACACUUGGAUAUGCCUACCUUUCACCUCUCUUGUCCUCAAAAUUAAAUCUCCAAGAUACUUGCGGGAUCCAUAAUCUCCAUGGAAUGCCAGGUAUAAUCGGAGGGAUUGUCGGAGCAGUAACAGCAGCUGCAGCCACUGAAGGAGUGUACACAGAGGCUGGUCUGGUAGAACUUUUCAGGUUUAAAGAUGAAUAUGCUUCUAGAACACCCAGCAUACAAGGAGGAUAUCAAGCAGCAGGAAUAUGUGUGUCUUUGGCCUUUGCUUUUGUGGGAGGAACUCUAGUAGGAUUAUUCCUGAAAUUACCAUUCUGGGGAGAUCCUUCAGAUGAGAACUGUUUUGAUGAUGGUGUCUACUGGGAGCUUCCUGGAGAGGACCCCGAGUAUGCAGAGCCUAGCAACAACUACAUCACUCAUCUACCUGAAACAAUGAAGGAAAUUGAUAAAAAUGUACCCUAGAUCAAAGCCUAGAUCACCGAGUA
Molecule: messenger RNA, 1463 nt
Organism: Nanorana parkeri
Lineage: Eukaryota; Metazoa; Chordata; Amphibia; Anura; Dicroglossidae
Gene: RHCG
Product: Rh family C glycoprotein
Exons: 10
Coding region: 31-1440 (469 amino acids)
Biological process (GO): ammonium homeostasis; ammonium transmembrane transport
Cellular component (GO): plasma membrane; basolateral plasma membrane; apical plasma membrane
Molecular function (GO): ammonium channel activity
Source: RefSeq, a predicted model, not a curated record